Messenger RNA from Aspergillus fumigatus Af293, 1515 nucleotides. Its product is annotated as putative cytochrome P450 monooxygenase. Bases 1 to 1515 code for a protein of 504 amino acids. The transcript is spliced from 5 exons. Lineage: Eukaryota; Fungi; Ascomycota; Eurotiomycetes; Eurotiales; Aspergillaceae. The record is from RefSeq and is a predicted model, not a curated record. Gene Ontology annotation, molecular function: monooxygenase activity; iron ion binding; oxidoreductase activity, acting on paired donors, with incorporation or reduction of molecular oxygen.
AUGGGUCUUAGGGAAGAGAUACUCGCCCGACUCACCUUGAGCCACGUGGUUCUAGGUCUUGUGGCGUAUGUUUUGCUCAAAUUCGUGUAUCAGAUUGUCUACUAUCACUUUUUCCACCCGCUGUCUGUCUUCCCCGGGCCCUUCUGGGGAGGAGUGACCAGGCUUUGGAUCGCAUGGCACAACCUUCGCGAGACUGAGUUGCCAACCGUGUAUGCUCUGACGAAGAAAUAUGCGACCCGACCAAACUGCCGGACAUCUACCAUCGCAACGCCGACAAGACAGGACACUACAUCACCGGAAGUUUUGGCGAGACGGAGUCACUGUUCAACAUGCGAUCGCAUAAGACGCACGCAGCUUUUCGAAAGCACCUGGCGGGACCUUCCGCAGUACAGUUUUACCAACGUGAAGAAGAUGGAGCCUUUGGUGGACAUUCGCAUUCAACACUGGAUCGACAAGCUCAACGAGAAAUUCGCUCAGACAGGGGAGAUUUUCGAUUUCUCAUGGUGGGCCGUCUACAUGGCGUACGACAUCAUCAGCGAGAUCGGCUUUGGCGCCCCCUUUGGCUUCGUCGAGCAGGGCCAGGAUGUCGGCGGGCUCAUUCAGGGUUUCCACGAUGGUCUGCCGGCGUUCGGUCUCCUUGCUCGUCUGCACCCCUUCACCAGCUGGAUGAAGACCACCUUCAUGAAGAAGUACCUCGUCGCCACUCCCCAGGACGAUUCGGGAAUCGGCGUCCUCAUGCGUUUCCGCGACCGCCUGAUCGACCAACGGUUCCGCGAGCUCGAAACGAAGAAGGAUAUCGGUCGCAUCGACCUCCUGCAGACCUUUAUCGAGGCGCGCACCGAGGAUGGGUCCCCGUUGGACAUGGAGUAUCUCAAAGCGGAGGUGCUGCUGGUGCUGCUUGCGGGCGCCGACACGACCGGUACCGUCUUUCAGGCCCUGGUGCACUUUCUGCUGACCCAUCGCGACGCAUACCGGCGUCUGAUGGAGGAGAUUGACGCGGCAACGGCCCAGGGAUUGAUCUCGGACCCUGUCCCGCAGUACGACGAAAUCGUGGAGCAUCUUCCGUACUAUGUGGCAUGUGUUCGGGAGACGCUGCGGCUCAACCCCCCGGCUCCAAACAUCUUCCCCCGGUAUGUCUCCGAGCCUGGGAUGGAUCUAUAUGGCAAGUUCGCGCCAGCUGGGACCGAGAUCUCGGGCAAUCCAUGGAUUAUGCAGCGAGACAAGAAGUUGUAUGGAGAGGACGCGGAGGAGUUCAAGCCCGAGCGUUGGCUCGAUGCCGAACGGGCCAAGCGGUACAACAAGUAUAGCUUCACAUUUGGGUACGGAGCGCGAGUGUGUCUGGGGAGGGAUAUUGCCAUGAUGGAGCUGUACAAAGGGCCAUUGCAGUUCUUCCGCCGAUACCAUGUCCAGACCGUGACCGACAAACCAAAGGCUCGAUUCGUGAUCAAAGGAGGAGUCGGUUUCUAUCGCGAUGUAUGGGUGACAAUCGACCGUCGCCUGCCACAAAAGGCAUAA